CAGCCGCUCAGCUGUUCUCUACGGCAGGAACUCACCUGUUCCUCGGUCCAGCGCUGUAGUCUUCCCGCGCCGGCUUCUUCCCGCCCCGGCAUCUGUGACAGCCAGGUGGCCACUGCGCAUGCCAUUCACAAAGCGCAGCGCUUCUUGCGCAUACGCAGUGGGCACCCGGCGCCCAUAGUCCCCUCCCUCCUAAAGGUCCGCAGUGUCUGGUCAUCCCCUGUACAGUCUGCAGUCUCUGGUCAUCUGUACUGUCCGCAGUCUCUGGUCAUCUCCUGUACUGUGUCCGCAGUCUCUGGUCAUCCCCUGUACUAUGUCCGCAGUCUCUGGUCAUCUCCUGUGCAGUGUCCGCAGUCUCUGGUCAUCUCCCCUGUGCUGUGUCCGCAGUCUCUGUUCAUCCCCUGUGCUGUGUCCACAGUCUCUGGUCAUCCCCUGUGCUGUGUCCGCAGUCUCUGGUCAUCCCCUGUGCUGUGUCUGCAGUCUCUGGUCAUCCCC
This is a messenger RNA of Staurois parvus, 492 nucleotides long. Lineage: Eukaryota; Metazoa; Chordata; Amphibia; Anura; Ranidae. The record is from the annotation of a GenBank genome assembly.